Messenger RNA from Bathycoccus prasinos, 177 nucleotides. RefSeq lists its product with no specific name. NCBI's taxonomy places the organism in Eukaryota, Viridiplantae, Chlorophyta, Mamiellophyceae, Mamiellales, Bathycoccaceae. The record is from RefSeq and is a predicted model, not a curated record. The transcript has a single exon. The coding region runs from base 1 to 177 and encodes 58 amino acids.
AUGGGACGAACGCCGGUGAAGUUAAAAGAAGUGAUCUACGGCAUUUCCUCGAACAAAGUCGAAAUCAUGGGCUCCUUAGGCCGAGACGCCUUGAGCGCGAUCUCGAAGAAAAUAGGAGGCGGAUGGUUCGACGUGACCGUGUUCGGGAUCGCACCCACCGUGGGGACCGUGAUGUAA